AUGGAAGUUGCGAAUGAGAUAGCUGGGAUUGUUGAGAAAAAACCCAAGAUUUCUCCAAUCGACAUGCAGGAUUGGUUUACGGACAAGUAUGGUCUUGAUUUGUGCUAUCAUAAUGCUUGGUUAGGUGUUGAGAAGGCAAGAGGGGAAUUGUAUGGAGAUUAUGAAGGUUCAUUCGAUAGGCUUCGGUGGUACGUUGAAGCUGCAAGGGCUAUGAAUCCGGGGAGCGUAUUGAGGCUAGAAUCUGAUCCUGUAACCAAAGAGUUUUCACGGCUAUUUGUGUCGUUUGAGGCUUGUAUCAAGGGUUUCAAUUACUGCCGGCCUUUUCUGUGUCUUGAUGCCACCCAUUUGAAGGGUAGAUUCAAAGGAACACUCCUUGCCGCAACAGGGAAAGAUGCAAAUCAAUGUUUAUUCCCUAUAGCUUAUGCAAUUUGUGACGCUGAAAAUGAUGCUAAUUGGACUUGGUUUCUUGGCCUUUUGAGGAGUACAUUGUCCACUCGUCCUGUUACCUUUAUUACUGAUCGUAACGCAGGUCUUGUCAACAACAUUCCUGUUAUGUUUCCCGGUUGUCAUCAUGCAUACUGUCUUUAUCACCUACAGUUUAACUUGAAGGAUCACUUUCCUGGUCGGUUUAGGAAAGGUUUUCGGAACAGGCUCGUAGAAUUGUUCAACAAAUGUGCAUAUGCUUCAUCGGUGUCGGUUUACAAAGCUGCGGAGGAAGAUUUUUACCAAUUUGGUGGGGAUAAAGCUAGGACCUUUAUUGUGAGUGUCCCUAAAGAGCAUUGGAGUAACGCGUAUUUUAAAGGUCAACGGUACGGUGAGAUGAGCUCUAGUGCUGUGGAGUCGUUUAACAAUUGGAUUCUUAAAGCUCGGGAAAUGCCUGUUUUUUAUUUAGUUGAUGAACUUCGUCGCAAAAUUAUGAAGCAAAUGGCAGAUAUGAGAGUAAAGUCGAUGAAAUGGAAUUCAGUUAUUUGUCCGAAUAUGGAUAAGAAGUUAGCUCGAUUUAUCAAGAAAGGAAGGUCGUGGAGAAUCAUUAUGUCGAAGGGUGGUUUGUACGAGGUGCGUUGUCUUCCCCCUAAGGUAGUGUCUGUUGAGGAAAGGACGUGCUCUUGUGGUAAAUGGCAGUCUACCGGUUUCAUUUGUAGGCAUGCUGCAACGGUUAUUAUAAAAGCUUGCGGAGGGGAAGGAACUUUGGUGGACCACAUGGAUCCGUUAUACCUUGUCGAUGCGUAUCGUCGUGCAUACGAAGAACCCAUAUAUCCAGUUGUAGAGAGUGACAUUCCUGAUUUUACAAAUGGAGGUGAACGAGUUAUAAACCCUCCACGGAACAGGCGGCCAGCAGGUAGGCCUAAAGUUAAACGCAUUCGUUCAAGGGGUGAAGAGUCAUAUACUAGGCCAAAUAAAUGUGGGAGGUGCCACAAGGCUUCAAAGCACAACCGAAGAACAUGCAAAGAGCCAAGCGAUAUAUGA
Molecule: messenger RNA, 1467 nt
Organism: Rhododendron vialii
Lineage: Eukaryota; Viridiplantae; Streptophyta; Magnoliopsida; Ericales; Ericaceae
Exons: 3
Coding region: 1-1467 (488 amino acids)
Molecular function (GO): zinc ion binding
Source: RefSeq, a predicted model, not a curated record